GACCCAAACGAAUAUUUGCAGAUUUGGUUAACAUAUUUGGAUUGUUUGAGACGUAAAACCAAUUGGAAAGACGAGAAGGAAGUGAAAAGUUUGAGAAACACUUUCGAGAAAGCGGUCGAACACUUGUCUAACAUCGAGAGCGCGGACCCCAACUGUUCGGUCCUUCAAUACUGGGCUAAAAUUGAGGCCAAAUAUUGCUCUAAUGUAGAGAAAGCGCGGGAACUGUGGAAUCAAUUGAUGACCACUCGAUCCGAUAUCGCAUCUCAAGCGCAGAAUUGGCUUUCGUUCUCACGUUUAGAGAGACUUUUUGGAGACGACAAACACUACAGGAAAGUACUGUUAAGAGGAUUGACGACAUCCUCUGAUUGGCCCGAAAGUAUCGGACAAAUACUUCUCGAGUUUGAGCGCGAAGAAGGCGUUUCCAUAGAUUCGUUCGACGAAGUGAUGCACAAAUACGAAACUGUGAUGAAGAAAGUGAGCGAAAAGCGCAUCAAAAGUGCCGAAAGAGAGGCCGAAGAGAAGAAACGACAAAAAACUAACAAAAAGUAUGAGAAAUACGAGCAGAAAAAAGCGGCCAAACGGACAGCCGAACAAUCGGAUGCGGACACAACUCAGAAGACCUCGACUUUAGAUGUGGAUUCCGAUGGCUUUAAAGUGCCGCAAACGUCAACCUCUGUGUCGCCAAUGAAGAAGUCAAGAGUGGAGACGAGUAGUGAAAAGGAUUGCAAACAAACUAAACCUCGAGAAGAAAGGGAUAGAAACGUGAAUACAAGAGAAGAGACGCCUAGGGAUGAGCCCAAACAUGGGGUCUCCUAUAGAGGCGACGGCUCUAAAGACUUGCAGACAGUAUUCAUCAGUAAUUUGAACUUUAAUACAAACGAAGAUCAAUUGAAGGAAGCGUUGGGAAAGUUUGGCCAAAUCGAUGACUUGCGGUUAGUUCGCAACUAUAAGGGGUUGUCUAAGGGUUACGCUUAUGUUGAAUACGCGUCCAUCGAAUCGGUGAGAGAGGCCCUCAAACACGACAGAAUGCCAUUAGAGGGGAGACCAGUCUUUAUCACAGAAAUGGGCAAACGAUCCAAAUUUAGUUUCAGUACUUCCAUAGAAAAGCAUAAGAUAUUUGUGAAGAAUAUAUCGCCAGAAGUGACGGUCGAAACUCUGAAUCAAGUGUUUUCCAAAUACGGGUCACUGAAAGACGUCCGUUUGGUCACCUAUAGGAACGGCCACUCAAAGGGAUGCGCUUAUAUUGAAUACAACGACGAGUCGUCCGCUUUGCUCGCCGUUAAAGAAGCCGAUGGACUGCUUGUGGCCGAUAAGAACAUAAUCGUCGCCAUAAGUAAUCCUAAUAAUAGAUCCAAUACUCGCGAUGACAGAGAUUUGUCGACUCAAAACUUCAAUGGAAAUCCAAACGAGUCGAGGUAUUCAAAGACCAGAAUCAAUGCGCCGAUGAUUCCGAUGGCGAUCCGCAGACAACGACAAACACAGAACGGAAAUAACGAGUCGCCGGCGGCCAACAGUUCCGGCAGUUCUGCCUUAAGUAACACUGAUUUCCGAAAUAUGCUUUUGGGCAACAAAUAAACACUAAUUGUAAUAUAAAUGUCACCCAAUUAUUAUGUAAUAUAUAUCGCGUUCACUACCAAUAAAUACCUGAUUACUAAACA
Medioppia subpectinata is the source of this 1658-nucleotide messenger RNA. The record is from the annotation of a GenBank genome assembly. NCBI's taxonomy places the organism in Eukaryota, Metazoa, Arthropoda, Arachnida, Sarcoptiformes, Oppiidae.